AUGGGCGAGGUGGUGGCCUCGGCCCCAGAUGCGGGUGAAGUGACACGACGGUCCGGUGGCGAUGCUACAGAGUCUCGACUUCUGCCGGCACCACGAUUUGCUCCUCGCAACCCCGCGGUCCCUGGCGCCGUUGAGUCGGGAUUCCGUGUAGGUUGGUGUCUUGAUCGCGAGGCAGCGCCGUACUGCGAGGAACUGCGGACCGCACCCUUUGCGCUGGUUGAUGCCUCGCUCGUCGGGAGGCUGUUCGAAUGGCAUGCCACCCUCAAUGGCAUCGCACUUGAUUCUCUUGACAUGACAUCUCCUGCAAGCACGCGCUGCGCGGCACCGCACGCCUUCGCCGGUGACCAUAUCUUUUAG
Molecule: messenger RNA, 357 nt
Organism: Fonsecaea nubica
Lineage: Eukaryota; Fungi; Ascomycota; Eurotiomycetes; Chaetothyriales; Herpotrichiellaceae
Exons: 3
Coding region: 1-357 (118 amino acids)
Source: RefSeq, a predicted model, not a curated record